Messenger RNA from Rotaria sp. Silwood2, 501 nucleotides. The record is from the annotation of a GenBank genome assembly. Lineage: Eukaryota; Metazoa; Rotifera; Eurotatoria; Philodinida; Philodinidae.
AUGAAUCGUACAUUUCCAUAUAAUCAUCCACCAACUGGACUAAGAUCAGUUGUACCAUUAGGUGGUAUAACAACAGGCUCAAUCGAAUUGCGUGGUGAUGGAACAUUUCAUGAAUGGACAAUUGAAAAUCAAUCACCAGCUGCUGGAGCAAAAUAUGGUGUCGUUGAUAAUGCAUUAUUAGCAAUUCGAUUAAAAAAUUUAGAAACAAAUGAAACUCAUACUCGAUUACUACGUACACAUUCAAAUCAUAAUUUCAAUGGUAUAGACACAAUUAGAUAUUAUGGAUCAUAUCCUAUUAGUGAUUUAAAUCGUUCAAUGACACCAGCUAUUAUUUAUUCAUUAAAUAUUGAAAAUCCAAAUGAUUAUCCAAUUGCUAUCGAUUUUAUGUAUAAUGUACCAUUAUCAGUUCAAAUCGAUCAAACAAGACUUUCUAAAAUUGUAAUACAACAAAUAAUAAGUAAUACAUAUAUUCAAUGUAUAUCAUGGAUUGGUGAAAGUUAA